This is a messenger RNA of Caenorhabditis auriculariae, 2127 nucleotides long. Lineage: Eukaryota; Metazoa; Nematoda; Chromadorea; Rhabditida; Rhabditidae. The record is from the annotation of a GenBank genome assembly.
AUGAACGAAAGAAAGCGCCAGAGCAGCACUGAAGUUCAGGGUUAUCUGAAAGUGGUUGGUUUUUUUUUGUUGAAGGCGCUUAGGAAAACUGCAAAACGACUAUGUUUUCACGCAGAAAAAUGUGACGAAAAAGGCGCGAAAUUAUUUUUUAUUUUCGUGCAGAACAAAAAAUAACACCGUAAAAACAUAUUUCGAGUUAAGGUCACCAGAAAAUCUCGAUUUUUUCCUCAUUCAAUAACCUCAACCAUUAAAUUUCCUCCAUUUUCACUUAUUUUUCGUUUGUCUUCUUCUUUUGUUCGUGAAGCAUUUAAUAUUUUAUUUUGCUUAUCUUUUUUUCUAUGCAGUAUUGCGACUAGUUGUAAUCAGAAAUAAAGUUUAGCUAUAUUUACAUUUUUUGAACUGUAGAAACGGAAAAAAUCACGUUUUCAGGUGAUUGACGAUGAUGAUGAGGAUGUUGUGAGCCCGAAAAUAUUCAAAGAAAUGGAAAAUCCGGCAGACGAGCCGCAAAAUGAUCUCCGAAAGGUAUCCGAGAAGAUUUUUUUAUUUUGAUAUCAUUAAUUUGGAAUUAGUGAUUCCAAGGCCUACACGGGCUAGUAGAGAACUCAAAAUUCAAAAAUUAAGGAAUAAAAUCAAGUUUCAACUUUAGGAAAGUAGUCUUAGCAAGUUAAAAAAAAAUUAAUUUCAACCUAGUACUGACUUUAAUUUUAAAGGCCUUCUGGCCAUUUUGAAAAGUGUAUAUCCCUCAAUUUUGAAUGAAUUUUAUCGAUUAUCAGUUGAAAAUUUUUUUCGAAAAUAGUAUUCAAAAAGAAAUCGAAUGAAAGGGUUUCUGACUCAUCAAAAAGAUCAACUUUUUCUAAAAACUUCCCAGAGAAAAAAUAUCAAAACACCUAACUUCAGGUUGGAGAAGAUAUAGACACUGGAACGUCGCCAGAUGUUUCUUCGACCGAAUCCGAUAAUUUGGACGUUUCUUUUCCGUUUUUCUCAAGGAGAAUUUCUGAAAUUUCGUUCAGAAGCAAUUCGAAAAUUUCGUCUUUUUGAAAAAUAAGUUGAAAAAUUGCGAGAAUCGUCUGGCUGAUGAUAUUGAGCUGAAGAUAAAAGAGUGUAUAAAGAAAAUUGAGGUAUUUUUAAAUCUGUGAAAAUAAAUCUACUUCAUUAUUGUAGGAAAGCGUGUACGUAUUGAAUCGCUUUGACGUUGGCUUCUCUCACAAAGAAAAGGCAGAUUCCUCGGUACGUUUUAUUUGAAUUUAGCUCGAGUUUCAGGAAAAGUUGGUUUGAUUUUUUUAAAAAAAUGCAACAAUAAGCAAGUUCAAAAAUUGUUUAUAUAGACAUUGUAAAAAAUGAUAAAAUGAAAAAGUUUGUUUGAAGUCCUUUAGAAGGAGCUGAAAAGGUUCGACUAAAGCUUCAAAAAUAAUAAGAGAAGGCUUUUAAGCACAUUUUUCACAGUCAGUUUUGCCGUCUUUUUGCGCCAUUUUAUCGGAUUUUAUGCACCAAUUUUGCUGCCUCUACCUUUCUCCACAAUUUCUUGAGCCUUUAAAAUCCCAGAAAAACUGGAAGGCUUGAUAUAGUCAAUGAUUCCCGACUUGAAAGGCGAGGGAGGCGGGGCAAGGGGCGGGACGCGUAGCGUGUGCGUUCGCGGUUCUUGGCACGAGUUCAAUUCAAUUAUCGCCGACUAUUUAAAAAGCUCGGCAACCGCUCUUUUUCAAUGUUUUCUAUUAUUUUUUGAUGCAGACAUGAACACGAUCAAUAAAUAAUUGAAAAAGGAAUGAAAAAAGCGAAAAACGGGUUUUCCAAAGAAUAGAUGGCGGUUGAAUUGAACAUGUGCCAAGAACCGCGGACGCACACGCUACGCGUCCCGCUCCCUGCCCCGCCUCCCUCGCCUUUCAAGUCGGGAAACAUUGACUAUAAAGGGACUUAUUUUGCUGCCUUUCUGCGGUCUUUUUGAGCCCUCCUUUUAUCGGUUUUGUACAAUCUCAAAAUAUCGCUUUCUAGGAUUCAAGUCGAUCGAGAAAAAAUUCGGUUUGGCCAUCGUUGGAAUUGGUGGCGAUGGACCUUCUGGAAGUAGCAAAAAAUGGUCAACGCCUGCAGCAAAUCGAAGAAAAUCUCGCUCAAGAGUCCAAUAACAAUUAA